This is a messenger RNA of Effrenium voratum, 1133 nucleotides long. Lineage: Eukaryota; Dinophyceae; Suessiales; Symbiodiniaceae. The record is from the annotation of a GenBank genome assembly.
UCAAGCCAUCGGGCGAAGUGGCCGCUUUAAGCCAUUGGGCUUAGUGGCCGCUUAAGCCAUGGCCGGGCUGCGAUUUGAAUCGGUCUCGGCCGGCAGCCUUAGCGUCUCGGAGCCAGUCGAGUACAAUGUCCGCGAUUUGAUUAUCUAUGCGCUGGGCAUCGGCUCUAGCGACCUGCGCUAUGUUUACGAGAAGCAUCCGGACUUUGCAGCGUUUCCGACCUUUCCCGUGGUGCUCUACUACAAGGGUACAUCCUUCGAUGCGCUGCCAUUUCCUUCCCCUAUCCUGGUGGCGUCCUUAGUUUUCGUUUCGGGAGCUGCGCUAUGCCGAUGUUUCCUUGGAUGGCAAGCCAGGUAUCCAACACAGAAAACAGUUCGUGGCAAUCAGCUCCUUCUGCGCUUGGAGCCAUACGCAGAUCCCGGGGACAGCGGAAGGGCUGCCUUUCCUUCACCCCCGAUGAAGAAUGUGAAGGUCUGGUUGGACGCGGGCGUCACCAUUGAGCGCCUCGCCGACCUGCCAACGGCUGGCCGGAUGAAGGUCGAGGGUGGCGUGGCCUCGGUCCACAGGAAGGGCAAAGGCGCCUUUCUGGAGAAGCUGCACGAGCUCAAGGAUGAGGCGGGCAAAGUCUACUACCGCAUGAUCGACGCGUCCUUUUGCGUGGGCGCCACCGACUUUGAGGAGUUCGGGCAACAGCUGACGACGCUGGUUCAAAUGCCCAAGCGGAGCCCUGAGAAGCGGCGGGAGACCAAGUUGGAGGAGCGUGCCGCCAUGAUCUACCGCCUCUCAGGUGACUACAACCCUCUUCACCUGGAUCCCGAGUUUGCCAAAACGGCUGGCUUUGAGACUCCCAUCGUCCAUGGGAAGUGCACUUUGGGCCACACUGCGCGAUGCCUGCUGGACACCUUGGCCGGGGGCGACCACCGGCGCUUCCGGAGCCUCGCGCUCCGCUACUCGUCCCCGGUAAUCCCGGGCCAGACGCUGGUGGUGGAGAUGUGGGAGACGAAUGCGCCGGAGGAGUAUCUCUUCCAGGUCCUGGUCAAAGAGACGGGCAAGGUUUGCGUGAGCAACGGGCGCCUGCUGCUUCAUGCUGCCAGCAGGUUGUGACCGGACAAAGGGCCUGCUCGCUGCAGGGAUG